Messenger RNA from Peronospora matthiolae, 828 nucleotides. Lineage: Eukaryota; Oomycota; Peronosporomycetes; Peronosporales; Peronosporaceae. The record is from the annotation of a GenBank genome assembly.
AUGCACUCGCGUCGACCCGAGACAUUGACGAUUGACAUAUCCAAGUAUAGGGGAGUCGAAGAGGACUCCCUCUUGAGAUGGUUCGUCGAAUUGGAUGACGCCAUAAGGGCGCGUCACAUCGACGACGGGGAUAUGCAAGUUGCAUUUGCCCAAUCAAAUCUGGCAGGACGUGCCAAGACUUGGGCACUGGGGCUCAAGUUGCACGACCCAUAUGCGUUUGGGUCGUUGGAAGUCUUCAAGUCGCGGCUCAGACAAACGUUUGAACCGCCUGGAGCUGAGUUCAAAGCUCGAACCGAACUCUUGAAGCUCAAGCAGGGUAAGCGUGAUGUGCACGCUUACGCGCAACGUAUACAUCUCACGAGUUGUAUAAGUUCCGACCCGGUUGAUGAACACACGUUGGUUUCGGUGUUCAUGCAGGGUCUUGCGGAUGGUCCCGUCAAGACUCACCUGUUCCGGCUUGAACUAGAUUCACUAGAACAAGCCAUUUCCAUUGCGGAUCAGGAAGACUUCAGUCUGAGACAGGCUCGCGCCAUCUCGACAUCAUAUCGUCAACCGAGACGAUAUGACAACGGAGGUCCAGAGCCGCUGGAACUCUGUUAUGUAGAGAGCGAGAAGGCUUGCUCUACAGAAUACAAGAAGUUGCAGAAAUGCAACAGAUGUCAGAAGACAGGACACUACGCUUACAAGUGUAGUGCCCCUCGUCCAGUGUCUCGCAACACUGGGCGUAGUGACCGUCCACCCAUGAAAAGGGGGCAGGGACGCGGGUCCGCUGUUGGUGCAAAGACGCAACAACGGGAUGAACCGUCAAAAAACAGUCAGGAUCAGUAG